AUGCCCUUCCCGGCCCUGCUCCAAGUGGGCUUCGACGGGGGCAGCCCAGACAGCGGCCCGGGGGGCGGAGGGGCUGGCGGCGGGGCCGGCGGGGGCGCCGGCGGCGGCGGCGGGGCUUCGGACGGCUCAGCGGUAGUGGUCGCUGGUGUCCCCGCCGCGGCCGGGGGCGCCGCCGUGGUCGGAGCGGGCGGUGGCGAGGGCAAUCGCUCUUUCGCUGGGGGCCCGGGGGUGGCAUGCCCGGCGGGCAGCCCGGGCGGCGGUGGCGACGUGAACGGCACGGCUGCAGUAGGGGGCGUGGUGGUGAGCGCUCAGGCGCUGGGCGUUGGAGUCUUCCUGGCUGCCUUCAUCCUUGCGGCCAUCGCGGGCAACCUGCUGGUCAUCCUGUCCGUGGCCUGCAACCGGCACCUGCAGACCGUCACCAACUACUUCAUCGUCAACCUGGCCGUGGCUGACCUGCUCCUCAGCGCCACUGUCCUGCCCUUCUCGGCCACCAUGGAGGUGCUGGGCUUCUGGGCCUUCGGCAGGGCCUUCUGUGAUGUGUGGGCCGCCGUGGACGUGCUCUGCUGCACCGCUUCCAUCCUCAGCCUCUGCACCAUCUCGGUGGACCGCUACGUGGGCGUGAGACACUCGCUCAAGUACCCCGCCAUCAUGACCGAACGCAAGGCGGCCGCCAUCCUGGCCCUGCUCUGGGCCGUGGCCCUAGUGGUGUCCGUGGGGCCCCUGCUGGGCUGGAAGGAGCCCGUGCCCCCCGACGACCGCUUCUGUGGCAUCACGGAGGAGGCCGGCUAUGCCGUCUUCUCGUCCGUCUGCUCCUUCUACUUGCCCAUGGCCGUCAUCCUGGUCAUGUACUUCCGGGUGUACGUGGUGGCCCGCAGAACCACCCGGAGCCUGGAGGCCGGUGUCAAGAGGGAGCGGAGCAAGUCCACGGACAUUGUCCUCCGCAUCCACUGCCGAAACUCUGGGCCCGAGGACUCCCGAGUGGCCAAGGGCCACAACUUCCGCAGCUCCCUGUCCGUCCGCCUGCUCAAGUUCUCCCGGGAGAAGAAGGCAGCCAAGACGCUGGCCAUCGUGGUGGGAGUCUUUGUCCUUUGCUGGUUCCCCUUCUUCUUCGUCCUGCCCCUGGGUAAGUGA
Messenger RNA from Gracilinanus agilis (Agile Gracile Mouse Opossum), 1131 nucleotides. It is a transcript of the gene ADRA1D, whose product is annotated as adrenoceptor alpha 1D. The transcript has a single exon. Lineage: Eukaryota; Metazoa; Chordata; Mammalia; Didelphimorphia; Didelphidae. Gene Ontology annotation, cellular component: membrane. The record is from RefSeq and is a predicted model, not a curated record. Gene Ontology annotation, biological process: cell-cell signaling; adenylate cyclase-activating adrenergic receptor signaling pathway; phospholipase C-activating G protein-coupled receptor signaling pathway. The coding region runs from base 1 to 1131 and encodes 376 amino acids. Gene Ontology annotation, molecular function: alpha1-adrenergic receptor activity.